AGGUGUCGAGGAGGAAAACUAGAAGGACAAAGGAAAAGCCGCCGUAUGCGAAAAUGUCAUUCGAGGGCAAGUACAACGCCAAGAGUCCGGCGGUGAAAAGAUUAAUGAGGGAGGCUCAAGAGUUGCACGAAGCCACCGAAGAGUAUUAUGCAUCUCCUCUCGAGGACAACUUAUUCGAAUGGCACUUUACGGUGCAAGGACCACCUUCUACGGAUUUUGAGGGUGGGGUGUAUCAUGGAAGGAUCUUACUGCCACCAGAGUAUCCUAUGAAACCACCGAAUAUCAUUUUGUUGACACCAAACGGGCGUUUUGAAACGAACAAGAAAAUAUGUCUGAGUAUUUCUGGCCAUCAUCCUGAGACGUGGCAACCAUCGUGGAGUAUUAGAACAGCACUGUUGGCUCUGAUAGCUUUCAUGCCUACUCCAGGAAGCGGCACCAUUGGCGCAUUAGAUUACAGUACUGAGGAACGGCAAAAGCUUGCCAAAAAAUCACUGAACUGGCAAUGUGAUACGUGUGGAAAGGUUGUGAAUUUAUUGUCCAAGAACUCAGUUAAAAAACCUAUUACUGAGGAAGAGCAAACCAUGCUGAAUACAAUUGCCCUAAAGGCCGAUGAUUCACCUACAUCAGAAGUAUCUUUCGCGGAUAGUACGGCAAAUUUACCCGAGAGCGAAGUACGACAACGUAACGUGGAAACGAUUUGGACGGAAAAUGCAGAUCGUCAACAACCUGAUAUUAUUCUAAAUCGUGUAGAGACAAUGUCCUCUUCGAACGAUUUAUUUUGGAGUAUUCUUAUCGCCUCAUUAGUAUCCGCAAUUAUUCUGUUAAUCUUACGACGAUUAUUUCUCGUUUAACUCAUUCUUUUUUGAAGGACAAAAAUAUGUCUUGAAAAUAAAAUAAAUUUUAUACAUGUUUUAUGGAUAUCCUUAUAAGACAGAAAACCAAUCAGAUUCGUAUAUAAUACAAACUGUCUGAAUUUCAUAAAAACAUAUAUAACACAGAACGAAAGUAUGCAUUAAUAU
Camponotus floridanus (Florida carpenter ant) is the source of this 1019-nucleotide messenger RNA. RefSeq names its product ubiquitin-conjugating enzyme E2 J1. The transcript is spliced from 5 exons. Bases 54 to 851 code for a protein of 265 amino acids. The record is from RefSeq and is a predicted model, not a curated record. NCBI's taxonomy places the organism in Eukaryota, Metazoa, Arthropoda, Insecta, Hymenoptera, Formicidae.